Messenger RNA from Megalopta genalis, 1895 nucleotides. The record is from RefSeq and is a predicted model, not a curated record. Lineage: Eukaryota; Metazoa; Arthropoda; Insecta; Hymenoptera; Halictidae.
AUUACGAAAUCUUCUAAAUCAAAUUUCUCAGUUCUAUAAUAACAACACUCAAUUAAUAAUAUUAUUAUAUUAUUGGACAGAAAUUAUUAUUAGGCAGAUCACAAUAUUCGAAUUUCUGUCAAUUUCGAAUUUCUUUUGGAUAUUUGCACAUGCUCCAAUUCUGUGUACACGGAGAAUCUACUGUUUACAUUUUGUAACGAAGAUGUUUUUUUCAUAUAUAAUACGCGUCCACGAGAUUCAAUUACAUUCGGUUAAAAGAUUCAUUGAAUUUAACAAAAAUAAUGAGAGGAGGAAUAUAAGUAGUAAACCAUGUUUUAAUACCCAUCUACGUUUGAUGUAUAAUCUAGAGGUCACUGGUAUCUCCCGCAGUGGCCGUGUGAGAAAGAAAUCUUCCAAGUUGGUUGACUUUGAAUCACCAGAUGAUUUUACGGACAACAAGUACAAACGGCAGAAAGCUCAACACUUACAACGUCAGCAAUUGUUGGAUAGAUACGAUCCAGAACCCGUGGCACACAAUCAACCGAUACAUGCGAGCGGUGGAAGACAGAGAAAGAAUUCCAAUUCCAAUUCCAAUUCCAAUUCCAAUUCUGGUCAACAAAGAAUUAAAGACGAUACCUUAUCGGAUAAUGAGGGGCAAAUGUCGGAGUCGGAGUCGGAUGAUCCAUCUGGAUUAAACGAAGAUGAGAGAUACAGUAUGGACUCUGGAAGCGACGACGAUGUAGAUCCACUUAUGAUAGAUGAUAGAGAAACAGGUUUUAGAAAACUGGAGCCACCUGGCCAAGAAACAACACCCUCGCAAGCGAAUAGUUUAUACAUGCUUGAGAAAUGUAAGAAAAAGCUAAUUAUCAAAGAUGGCAAGAUAAUAGGUAGAAUGAAGGCACAACGAAAAGACAAAGGGAAAACAAGAUUCACCGCUUACAUGUUAUGGGCUAAAGGAAUUAGACAAGAAUUAUUAGAGCAAUGUCCAUAUAUGGAUUUUGCAGCAAUUUCGAAACGGUUAGGAGAACUGUGGGCUACAGUGCCGAAUCUGGAAAAGUAUAACUGGCGCAGACGCGCGAUACGCUUGGCGGCGAAGCCUCAUUCUUUACCAGCGAGUAAAGAUGAGCCUGUUUGGAAAAUGCCAGCGCCCGCUUCGCGAAAAAAGUUCAUUAAUAAAAUUGGUAAUGGAAAAGAGCAAAAGCCUGCUACCUCGAAAAAAACAAUUCAACUGGGCCUGCCAUCCGUGGUAGGGAAUGUUCCUGUAUCACCGCCGUCGAAUCGAUCUGGAAAAGAUCUGGUUAACGAGCCGUUAAUUGGCACGGGGAUGUAUAAAGUAGUCGGAACGCAACCCAUCGACGUUGCCGCCCAUCUAAAAUUGCUUGGUGAAAGUUUAACGAUUAUCGGCGAACGCCUUAAAGAACAUGAUGGACAAAUUGCAGUGUCCGGCAGUCUAUCGGUUCUUUUGGAUUCGUUACUUUGCGCCUUGGGCCCAUUGAUCUGUUUAACGCAACAAGUGCCGGAAACGAACGGGGCUAAACACGAGACACUUUCGCAGAUGCUUGACAAUAUAGCAUAUCUUAUGCCCGGCUUAUAAUGAUGAUAUUUAUGUUAAUUAUCCGGAGAAGAAUCUGAUUUCUCUAACAAGAUAUAUUGUAAAUAUGGUAAAAUUCAAUCGAAUCAAAUAUUAAAUUGUAUAUUUAUCGAAUGUACUACGUUGGCGUAGCAAUCAUAUUCUACGUCAUUGAAUCAAUUAGAAAAAUAUCACGUCGGCGUCGGUCAAAUGGAAUAAUCUUUUCUUCUUUUUUUCGUUUUUUGUUGAAUUUUGUUUACUUAUACAUAAAUUAUAUCAUAUUCUACAUGAACACAUAUACAUUUGUACAGAAAUUACAAUAAAUAUUUAAAUAGUUCCACUAUAA